Molecule: messenger RNA, 4510 nt
Organism: Trichobilharzia szidati
Lineage: Eukaryota; Metazoa; Platyhelminthes; Trematoda; Strigeidida; Schistosomatidae
Source: the annotation of a GenBank genome assembly
CGCAUUGUGAUGGCUAACGCUAAGCGCACGAGUUUGGAUGGUUUGAUUGAUUUUGAGUUCAAUGAAACGAAGUAUGAUUCUAGCAAUCCAUUGGUCCUGCUUGGAAACAAUGAGUCACAAUCUAAAGGAAAACAAAAGCCAGAUUCUAUUAAAGUUGUUCAGAAACAAAUUUUGUCAAAAAAGCGAAGGAAGGAGUUAGAGCGCAAAGUUGCUCAAAAGGAAAAGAAGUUAUCGCGUUCGGAAUUGUGGAAGGAAUUAGAGCAGUACAAAAAAUCUGAGACUGCCCCACCUGUAUCUGUGUUACCUCUGUUCAACAAGCUUAAGAAGACAGAGAAACGAGUACAUAAUUCAAAUAUUAAAGGAAAGUCGUGGAAACGGGAAUGCCGUGAAUUGUCAGAUGCUUCGAAGUCUACGGACGAGUAUAGCAGUGAUGAGUCUGUUCCGGAGACGGCAAAUCCAAAUGACACCGUCAUUUCAGAAGAGUGCCCAAAUAAGGAUGAUACUAACCCAUCUACCCAAAACAGUACUGAAAACGAGCGUGAAACUGAGGUGGUUCAGUCGGAAAAUACUUCCAAACCUGCUAGGUUUGUUUUAGUUUCACGGACACCAGAAGUAGUAACAUCCCGUCUCGCACUCCCCAUAUUAUCGGACGAAGCGAGCAUCAUGGAAAGUAUCAGUGAAAACGAUUGUGUUAUAAUCUGUGGGGCCACUGGGUGCGGUAAAACUACACAAGUCCCACAGUUCCUAUAUGAGGCAGGAUAUGCAAUGGAAGGGUAUAUGAUUGGGAUAACGGAGCCACGUCGUGUAGCCGCAAUAUCAAUGGCACGUCGAGUUGGUGAGGAAUUAAAUUUAACACCUAGCCAAGUAUCUUAUCAUAUUCGGUAUGACAAGGAAGUGACGAAAGAAACAAUGAUAAAAUUCAUGACAGAUGGGAUCCUUUUGCAGGAAAUAAAACAGGACUUUGAACUAUCACGAUAUUCUGCCAUUAUAGUAGACGAGGCCCAUGAACGUUCAAUUUACUCUGAUGUGAUUUUGGGUCUAAUAUCCAUGAUUGUGCGUCUACGUCGACGGAGGUUUACGGAAAAUAUACCGACAAAUGGUAAAGUUUUACUACCUCUAAAGCUGAUUAUCAUGUCUGCAACUUUGAAAGUGAACGAUUUUUCAGAAAACCGUCGUCUUUUUCCACAAUCCCCUCCACCAGUCAUCCAUGUUGAAUCACGCCAGUAUCCUGUAACGUGUCAUUUUGCUAAGUCAACAAAUCCAGAUUAUCUGAAAGCAGCAUUUCGUAAAGUAGUAUCGAUUCACAAAACUUCACCACCUGGUGGAAUUCUGGUGUUUGUCACCGGUCAGCAGGAAGCAAAUACACUUUGCAGUUGGCUUACAAGAGCGUUUCCAAAGAUAAAUGAGCAUUCACCUAACUCAGUAAAUGAAAAGUCUAGUAAAGUUGAUGGACAUUCAAAAAAGCAAAGGAAAUUGCCAAAAGAAACUCACAAGUCAUCUGUAUCUGCAGAUAAUUCAAAUGAUUGUGGGAAUGUGGGUGUAGAAGAAAGUGAUCGUGUUACCUCAUGCAUUGAUUUGAACAAUUUCGACAUUAUUCCUGCUGACGAGGAGACGGAAAUUGGUCAUACUCGUGUUCACCGCAAAAGCAUAGUAAAAGAAGAAAAGAAACUAACUGAAUAUAAGAAAGACGAAGCAGAUGACAGUGAAGUGGAGGAAAUUGAUGAUGAUGACGAUAUCCUUGAACAAAUUAGUCGAACACGUAGUGAGUCUUAUCCUGGUCCACUGUAUGCACUACCUUUUUAUUCAUUGUUGCCUCCUGAACGUCAACAAAAUGUUUUUCAACCACCACCUGAGAAUCAUCGUUUGGUUGUGGUUGCGACCAAUGUAGCUGAAACCUCACUUACUAUCCCGAAUAUACGUUUUGUCGUAGAUACAGGCAAGGUAAAAACUAAGGUGUAUGAACCAGCAACAGGGACUUCCAGUUUUGAGAUCAUAUGGAUUAGUCAAGCAUCUGCUGAACAGCGAGCAGGAAGAGCUGGUCGUGUUGGUCCUGGUCAUUGUUACCGUUUGUACAGUUCACAGAUAUUUUCAAGCAUGAAACAGUUUUCCGUUCCUGACAUUCUUGUUCGCCCAAUUGACGAAGUUGUUUUAAUGUUAAAGUUGUAUUUGGGAAGUACAAAGCUUUCACUUUUCCCUCUACCUACUCCACCAUCCACUCAAGCGAUCGAGGCUGCUGAACGUCGUUUGCUUGCUUUAGGUGCUCUGAAGGAAGUUGAAAAUGCCACAGGAGGUCAAUCUCGUACAAUUUCAGACGCUGGGAAGUGGAUGACGAGAGUUCCAGUGCCUGCACGCUUUGCACGGAUGUUACUAUUCGCAAAUCAAUGUCAUCUAAUGCCGUAUGCUGUGAUACUAGUUGCUGCUUUAUCUGUACCGAAUCUGUUUGUAUCACAGACUUCGGAUACGCCAUUUUUAUCGGAACAGGAAAAGACAUUUCAGUCUAACUUCGUCCAGCAAUUUGUUAGAAAUAAAGAAGAUCUGUAUCUUGGGGACCUUGCAGUACUUUUAGGUACAAUAUGCUGCCUAGAGCGCUAUGCAGCUCAACUUAGUGGCUUGAUACCUGCAGAGCCCGGGAUAAUAGAAUCGGUUGGUGGAAAAACUUAUGUUUCACGUGAUCCCGAAGGUGCAUUACGACAACUGGCACAACGUUGUGGUGUUCGAUGGAAUGCAUAUAAAGAAAUCCGACAACUUCGUAAACAACUUACUGAUAUUUUGAAUGUUAUCAUUCCAGAUCUUGGCCUUGCCAUUGAUCUCUGUUUACCAAGACCCACAGAUUCACAAAUUAUUCAAUUGAGACAGUUGUUUCUUGUUGGCUCACCUUGUCAGAUUGCUAAAAAGCUAAAUGUUUGUAUCACUGGUCUACCGCCUAAUGAACGCCGUCGACUUCGUUAUGCCUACGAGAUCCCAGGCAAGCAAGGGCCUGUAUUCAUCGAUCCAAGUUCUCCUCUGGCACGUGAGAAUUUCCCGUUCAUUGCAUAUCUAGAGGUUCACACUACGUCAAAAUCUUUUCUUCGCACGGUAUGUGCUAUAGAUCCAGCAUGGAUACCAUUUUUGGCACCUCAGAGUUACUCAGUCAGUGAUCCUAUAUUGACAGAUAGCCUAGAUUCAUUAGAUAAUAAUGAAAACGAUGCCAAGAAUUGUGAUUCAUCCAAUCAAAUCAAUGAUGAAACAAGUGAUACUGAUGAAUCGAAAAAUGAUUCCAACGCAUUUAAAAAGUCCACUUCUCUCACAUCCACUCCUACACCGCGUUAUGAUUCUGAACGUGAUGUUAUUGUUACUGGUGCCAAGUCUGUGAAAUAUAUUGGUUCGGGUGUUGUUCUUGAUUCUCCUGAAUUAUGUGACGAUCAGUUUCUGGAUUUACCGAAUUCAAUUGUAGUUCCAAUUAACAGUAUAGCUACAAGUCAGUCGUUAGGCUUCAAAGAAGCGCUAACAUGGAGUGUUCGUUGGUUCACACGUUUUCUUCUAGAAGGCAUAAUUUUUCCGGAAUUUAAGGAAUGGUUUCCUACAAAAAUAAAAAAGAAUAUUUCACCACAGAUAGUAACCGUUUCUUGGGGCGUUAUUCGUCCUGAGGUACGUUCUUUAGUAUCCGUUUUGGUCGUAGACAAGAUCGAUUCUAAGAAGAAACUUUUGCAACAGUGGCAUUCCGAUCCGUUGUGUAAGUGAGCUAAUAUUUUUAACUGUAAUCUUCUUUAGAUAUUUCGAAAGAAUUGGCGUCUUGGUUGCACUCAGGAUGUGUUAGCGAGUUUCAUGCAUCUUGGCCACUGAUUAAAAAUUCAGAUACACAUUGACUUCAUCUCUUCUUACAGUCUGUAAAAUAAUGCUUUCUUUGUCCAUAAUUUUUUCUCGCAAAUAAAAAAUGUACAGUUCGUAUGUGUUUUGAUAUCUAGUUUUUUAUGGAGUGAAACGAUAAAUCGCAUUAUCUCUGAAGCAAAGCAUAGUAUAUACACAUUCACAUUAAUCUGCCAUAUUAUUUCGAAUACUAGCAAUAUACAUGAGGAUUUUCGUGAAAUCAGUUACACUUCACGAGUGCACCCACACUCAUCGUAUUUCAUUCGUUUCGUUUAUGUUUAUUUUAUCGACAGUCUUCUGUUGUCUUCAGUAUACAUUCUAAUAUUCUAGUGCUUACGCUCAUCACCACAAUACUUCCAACCGUAUCUUGAACUCAUAUGUCUCAAAUCAAGCUUCAGAUGUGUCGCCCCACCGAUAGCUGCUACCUUAACUUGGUGGUCGGUUUUGCAUAUCCCAAUGAUCCAACAAGCCACACUAGCUGGAACUAGUGUUUUUUAGGUCCUAUCAUGCCAGGAAGAUUGUUAGGAUAGCAAUUCAACUAACAGCAGUUACCGGAGUAGUGUAAGGUUUUAUUACACUAUAUUGGGGGUCUGUGGAAAAAGUCGUAUUAUUGGGGAACAUGGAUGUAACAGCAGUAAGCUGUUUCCUUCAGAUGACCAGCAUG